Clonostachys rhizophaga is the source of this 1065-nucleotide messenger RNA. Lineage: Eukaryota; Fungi; Ascomycota; Sordariomycetes; Hypocreales; Bionectriaceae. The record is from the annotation of a GenBank genome assembly.
AUGGCGAGCCGCAAGAUCCGCGUGGCCAUCCUAGACGAUUACCAGGGUAUCGCUGCCCAGAAGUUGGCUCACCUGAGCACCAAAAUCGAGGUGGCCAGCUUCCCAGACACGCUCCCUCCUACGGCUGACGAGAAGCAGCUUGUUGAGCGUCUGCUGCCGUUCGAUGUCAUUUCUACCAUGCGCGAGCGCACGGCACUACCGGGCACCGUAAUCAGGGCGCUCAGCAACCUCAAGCUCGUGCUGACUACGGGCAUGAAGAACACGGCCAUUGACAUGGCAGUCUGCGCGGAACGCGGUAUCCCUGUUCUCGGAGCCAAGGGCCUGGGAAGCUCGGCUGUCGCCAACUCCAAGCCCCCGACGUCGCUCGACUCGACACUCCAGCACACUUGGGCCCUGAUUCUCGGUAGUGCCAGGAACAUUGCCCGAGACGAUGCCCUGAUGAAGACGGGCAACGGCUGGGAGACAUCGUUCGCUUCGGGACUCACGGGCAAGACACUGGGCGUCAUUGGCCUAGGAAAGCUGGGCGCCGACGUCGCCAAGGUGGCCGUCCUGGCCUUUGGCAUGAAGGUGCUUGCGUGGUCGAGCAGUCUGACGCAGGAGACGGCAGACAGCAAGGCUCGUGACUUCGGCCUCGCUGCUGGCACGUUCCAGGUGGCCUUGAGCAAGGAGCAUCUACUCAGGGAUGCCGACGUGGUUAGCAUCCACUACGUGCUGUCCGAUCGUAGUCGCGGCAUGCUGGGGUCUCCAGAGUUGCAGCUCAUGAAGCCCACGGCACUCCUCGUCAACACGUCUCGUGGUCCCCUUAUCGACGAGCAGGCCCUGCUGGAGACCGUUAAGGCCGGCAAGAUCAGGGGGCUGGCACUUGAUGUAUACCACUCUGAGCCACUGCCAGCUGAUAGCGAAUGGCGGAGGAUUCCAUGGGGGAAAGAUGGCCGCAGUGAGGUGCUUCUCAGCCCCCAUAUGGGGUACGUGGAGGAGGGUGUCAUGCACAGAUGGUACGAGGACUCGGUUACCAAUCUCAAGGCAUGGUUGGACGGAAAGGAUUUGGCAACCAAGUUGAACUAG